UCUGUGCUUCAUGUUCGGCACUGCUUAUCUUCUUCUUCCUUUUUAAUCGUUCGUCCUUUGGUCCGCGUCUCUCUCUCGAUCUUAAUUUAGUUAGAUUAGAGUGGAAAUCAAAAACCCAAUUGCUUUACUCUAAUAUAUACCUUAUCUACACAAAGAAACGGAGACAUCCCCUGUCCUCUUUCCUGUUUUAGAUUUUAUUUUUUUGUCUCUGCCUCUAUCUGUCCAUAGAUAAUCAUCAUCGUCGUCGUCGUCGCCAUUAAAGUAGCUUGAGUCAGACUCUGGGAUUUUUGUGGUCUCGCUUCCUCUUUUAUCUCUUUCCAAUUCGAAAAUAAUGUUGGAUACGGUUGAAAACCCUCUACAUCUUACAUCCUUGAAUCACAUCUCACUCGUGUGUAUUUCGGUUGAGAAAUCUCUAGAUUUCUACCAAAAUGUUCUUGGGUUCUUCCCUAUCAGGAGGCCUGGAUCUUUCGAUUUUGAUGGAGCAUGGCUAUUCAAUUAUGGAAUUGGGAUUCAUCUUCUGCAAUCAGAGAACCCUCUUGGAGAGAUGACGAAGAGAGAAAUAAAUCCCAAAGACAAUCAUAUCUCCUUUCAGUGUGAGAGUAUGACAGCAGUGGAGAGGAAGCUGAAGGAAAUGGGGAUGGAGUAUGAGAAGAGAGUGGUGGAGGAGGGAGGAAUUUUUGUGGAUCAGUUGUUCUUCCAUGACCCAGAUGGGUUCAUGAUCGAGAUCUGCAACUGUGACAAUCUACCUGUCAUCCCACUUACAGGAGGUGAACCAGUUCUUAUGUGCUCUAGAGUCAGUAACUUCAAGAAGCAACACCAACAGUUGCAGCGACAAGCCACGCAAAAGCAACAGCAACAGCAACAGCAGCAGCAGACUAUGGUUCAAUGCCUGCCUACUACUACUACUACGACUGCAGCAGUAUAUGCUAAGAAGGAUGACUACCUAUCUUGUGCAUAGAUAGUUCAACAAGACCCUUUAGUGUUCCUUUAUUGCUAUUUGGUGGCCCCACGGUCCAGACUCCAGAGCCUGCUUUGGCAUUUUUUGGUUGCCCAAAAUAAAGAGGACCAACGGGAGAAGAGUAGAUUAGUCCUGUUUUAGCUAGCUUUUUAUUUAAUUAAUUAAUUAAUUUUUUUGUC
Macadamia integrifolia is the source of this 1137-nucleotide messenger RNA. RefSeq lists its product as uncharacterized. The record is from RefSeq and is a predicted model, not a curated record. Lineage: Eukaryota; Viridiplantae; Streptophyta; Magnoliopsida; Proteales; Proteaceae. The coding region runs from base 332 to 958 and encodes 208 amino acids. The transcript has 3 exons.